Molecule: messenger RNA, 345 nt
Organism: Dictyostelium discoideum AX4
Lineage: Eukaryota; Evosea; Eumycetozoa; Dictyosteliales; Dictyosteliaceae
Exons: 1
Coding region: 1-345 (114 amino acids)
Source: RefSeq, a predicted model, not a curated record
AUGAAAAUAAAAAAAAGCUUUUUUCAUUUUUUUUUUUUUUUUAUUUUUUAUUUUUUUUUUUUUUUUCAAAUUAUAACGUUAAAGCACUCUGUUGCAAAUUCCUUAAUUAUUUUGUUUAUUGUUUUGUCUUGGGAAAAAGUCAAAAUUUUGACUUUUCCUGCGGGCGUCAUAUUAAUUUUUUUGAGGUCAAAGAAGGUUGAUAAAAAGAGAAAAGCUGAAAAAGAAGCAGAUAGAAAAAAUGGUGAAGCAGAUGAUAAUCAAAAAUCAGAAGAAGAAAUGAUUCCAGGUUUAUUCUUACAAUUCAAAGGUGUUGGUAAUGGUUUGAACAAAGGUUGCUUUAAUUAA